Molecule: messenger RNA, 1076 nt
Organism: Daucus carota subsp. sativus
Lineage: Eukaryota; Viridiplantae; Streptophyta; Magnoliopsida; Apiales; Apiaceae
Product: cytochrome P450 CYP72A616
Molecular function (GO): monooxygenase activity; heme binding; iron ion binding
Source: RefSeq, a predicted model, not a curated record
AUGGUACCAGUAUCCGCAGAUAGUUGUAUGAUGCUGGUUGAUCGAUGGAAUAAAUUAGCGGGGACUCAGAGAAUUUGUGAAAUCGAUGUCUGGACUGAAUUUCAAGAUCUUACGCGUGAUAUCAUAUCUCGGGCAGCAUUUGGUAGCAGCUAUGAAGAAGGCAGGAAGAUCCUAAAAUUACAAAAAGAACUCCAGGUGCUAGUUAUGGAAGCCAUGCAAACUGUAUACAUUCCUGGUUUAAGGUUUAUUCCAACCAGAAAGAAUAGAAGUAGAUACAGCUUGAACAAAAGGAUUACCUCGAUACUCAGGACAUUAGUGGAGAAGAAAGACAGAUCAAUAACAGCAGGAGAAUCCAGGAGCGACGACUUAUAAGGCCUCCUCGUGCAAUCCAUUAAACAAAUAGAUCUGCAAAAUAAUGCGAGUGGCACAAUUAGGAACCAAAUGACAGUAGAAGAGAUCAUAGAGGUAUGCAAGUUGUUCUACCUUGCCGGACAUGAGACAACUUCAAGUUGGUUGACUUGGAUAAUUGUCGUCUUAGCCAUGCACCAAGACUGGGCAGAAAAGGCCAGGGAGGAAGUUCUGCAAGUAUGUGGAAGAAAUGUCCCAAGUUUCAAUGGCAUAAGCCGCCUCAGAAAUGUCACUAUGAUAGUAUAUGAAGUCCAGAGGUUAUAUUCCCCUGUAAUUGCUCUAUACCUACAAACCUCCAAAGAAACCAAGAUAGGGGACAUCAUUGUACCAGCUGCAGUGGAUAUCACAUUGCCUCUACUGCAUAUCCACCAUGAUCGUGAUCUUUGGGGCGAUGAUGCUGAGGAGUUCAAACCAGAAAGGUUCUCAGAAGGAGUUGCAAAGGCAUCUAAAGAUAGGCUAGCCUUCUUUCCCUUCGGCUGGGGUCCAAGGAUGUGUAUUGGAAACCAUUUUGCAACAAUACAAGUUAAAGUUGCAUUGGCUGUGAUCUUACAAAAUUUCUCAUUUCAACUCACACCAUCCUAUCCUAACACGGUCAUGACUCUUCAACCUCAACAUGGAGCUCAAAUUACUUUCAACCAAAUUUAAUAAAGAUGAACAAUGCUAAUCAU